AUGGAACAAAGACGACGUGAGACAUUGAGAGAGCGAACAAAGUGGGUUGCCUAUAUGGUGGUUUUGGUUACGUUUUGGAGCAAAGCUUCCGGACAACUCCGAUAUUCCAUCUCCGAGGAAAUGAAGGAGGGAAGUGUUGUUGGAAAUAUUGCUAAAGAUCUAGGUUUGGACAAGACCACGCUGUCACAGAGGGGGUACCGCAUUGUUUAUGGCUCAACAGAGCCUCCCUUUCGAGUAAAUAAGGACGACGGUAUCUUGUAUGUGAACCGGAAAAUUGACAGAGAGGAAGUCUGCGACCGAAGCAAGGUUUGUGUAAUUGACUUAAAAACCGUGUUAGAAAACCCACUGGAGGUCCACUAUGUAGCAGUUGAGAUUGUGGAUGUAAACGACCAUGCACCGAGCUUCCCCGAAAAUGAAAAGAUAUUAGAGAUUUCUGAAUCUGCAUUACCAGGAGCACGGUUUCAGUUAAAGGGUGCGCGUGAUGCUGACAGUGGUUCGUUGUCCGUUCAGCAGUACAGGCUGAGUCAUAAUGAACAUUUUCGCUUGGAAGUAAAAGAUCGGGGUGAAGAUCGAAAAACCCCCAGUCUAAUUCUUCAAAAGCCACUUGACAGAGAGUCGGUCAAGACCCACGUGUUACUUCUGACAGCCAUUGACGGAGGCAAACCUCCGCGAUCUGGUAACAUGACAAUAAUUGUUGACGUCUCCGAUGUGAAUGAUAACCCUCCAGUUUUCACUCAGGCUUCAUACACUGUGCAGCUAAAAGAAAACUCUCCUCUUGGUACAACUGUUACUCAAGUUAAUGCAACCGAUUUGGAUGAAGGUUUAAAUGGUGAGGUUGUAUAUUCAUUUGGCAAUGACGUGGAUGCACAGGCGAGCGCGCGUUUUAAUUUAAAUUCAGUGACCGGAGUAAUUACUGUUGCAGGGCCGAUAGAUUUCGAAGAAUGUGGGAGAUAUGAAAUUGACAUCCAGGCAUCAGACAGAGGUGCGGCAACACUGGCAACAGAUAAGAGCGUUAUUAUACAUAUUGUUGACGUAAACGACAACCCACCAGAGAUUGAAGUGACAUCGUUUUCACGUGCUCUGCCGGAAGAUUCAAAACCAGGAACCACAGUGGCCUUAAUUAGUGUUAAAGAUUCGGACUCUGGUCUCAACGGAAAAAUUACGUGCUACAUAAACCGAGACCUUCCUUUUAUAAUAACUCCAUCUUUACAAAACAACAUGUAUUCUCUGGUCACCAAAUCGCUUUUGGAUCGAGAGGAGCAAUCACAAUACACUGUAACAAUUGCUGCUAAAGAUACAGGUGAACCAUCCUUAACGUCAGAAAAAACGAUAAACAUUGAUGUGUCAGAUGUGAAUGAUAACAGUCCAGUAUUUUCACAGAACCCAUAUACUUUCUACAUAGCUGAAAAUAACAACCCGGGAGCGUCGAUUUUAUCAGUGACAGCCCAUGAUGAUGACGAGGGUAGUAAUGCUCUUGUGACAUAUUUUAUUUCAAGGAAUAGGGCAGGAGAAAAUAUGCUGGCCUCUUUUCUAAACGUGAACUCUGAAAAUGGGGACAUUGUUGCGUUAAAAAGUUUCGAUUUCGAAACAGUGAAAACUUUCCAGUUCCAAGUUGUUGCCACAGAUUCUGGAACUCCGUCACUGAGCAGCAACGUCACAGUGAACGUGUUCAUUCUGGAUCAGAACGACAACGCUCCAGUCAUCCUGUAUCCUCUCAGCUCCAACGGCUCUGCUGAAGGGGUGGAGGAGAUUCCCCGCAAUGUCAACGCAGGACACUUGGUGAGCAAAGUCAGAGCCUAUGACGCUGAUAUAGGAUAUAACGGCUGGUUGCUGUUCUCACUGCAGGAAGUCACUGACCACAGUCUCUUUGGUUUGGACCGCUACACAGGACAGAUCAGAACACUUCGCUCAUUCACAGAGACAGACGAGGCUGAGCAUAAACUGCUCAUACUGGUCAAAGACAAUGGCAACGUUUCACUCUCAGCAACAGCUACUGUCAUUGUCAAAGUCGUGGAGCCCAAAGAGGCUUUUGCAGCUUCUGAUGUGAAAAGUGCAGCAAAGGAUGAGGAGGGGAAUGAUGUGACUUUUUAUCUGAUGAUCACUUUGGGCUCAGUUUCAGUACUUUUUCUCAUCAGCAUCAUCGUGCUGAUUGCAAUGCAGUGCUCCAAAUCCACAGACUAUACUUCUAAAUAUCUACAAGAGACCAAUUAUGAUGGGACACUGUGUCACAGCAUCCAGUACAGAUCAGGAGACAAACGGUACAUGUUAGUUGGACCCAGGAUGAGUAUUGGAUCUACUAUAGUCCCUGGCAGCCAUGCGAAUACACUCGUGCUUCCUGACAGAAGGAGGGCAUCCGGAGAGGUAAGAUCAGUCACAUUUCUCUCUAGAAAUAGCAGAUUUUAA
Chelmon rostratus (copperband butterflyfish) is the source of this 2403-nucleotide messenger RNA. RefSeq names its product protocadherin alpha-7-like. Bases 1 to 2403 code for a protein of 800 amino acids. Gene Ontology annotation, molecular function: calcium ion binding. Gene Ontology annotation, biological process: homophilic cell-cell adhesion. Lineage: Eukaryota; Metazoa; Chordata; Actinopteri; Chaetodontiformes; Chaetodontidae. Gene Ontology annotation, cellular component: plasma membrane. The transcript is spliced from 3 exons. The record is from RefSeq and is a predicted model, not a curated record.